This is a messenger RNA of Rubroshorea leprosula, 589 nucleotides long. NCBI's taxonomy places the organism in Eukaryota, Viridiplantae, Streptophyta, Magnoliopsida, Malvales, Dipterocarpaceae. The record is from the annotation of a GenBank genome assembly.
AGUCCAGUAUAUAGAAAGAUUUUUUUAUCAAGUUGGAAUCCCAUUUAAUGCAGUACAUUUGGAUAGUUUCAAAUAUAUGGGAGAAGCUAUUGGGAGGUAUGGUCCAAAUUUAAAGCCUCCUAGCUAUCAUGAGUUGUGGGCUUCAUUGCUAAAAAAGGAACUGCAGCUUACAAAUGAUAUGCUAGAGGAUCACAAGAAGAAACGGGCAAAAUAUGGUUGCUUAAUUAUGUCUGAUGCUUGGACAGAUAGAAGACAAAGAAGGGAUAGAUUGUAUGAGUUACUUACUGCCUUUAUGGAGAGAAUUGAAGAGAAAUAUGUCAUUCAAGUGAUCACUAACAAAGGCAACAAUGAUGUCUUGAGGCAACAAUGAUGUCUUGGCAAGCAAAUUGCCACAACCUCAAAAUAAGUAUUUGUUUUGGACUCCAUGUGCAGCAUAUUGUGUACAUCUCAUUUUGGAGGAUACUGGGAAGCUGCCAAAUGUAAAAAGAACAUUAGAGAGAGCUAUUUUUCUAGUUGGGUUUAUAUACAACCACACAUUUACCUUAAGUUUGAUGAGAACUUGUACACAAAAGAAAGCAUUGGUUAGGUA